AUGCAGCGACGCGACGCCACUACCACUGCAGCCAAGCCCAAGGACGACGGCCGCCUAAGACGAGGCUCCGCUGAAGACGUGCGGCGCUUCCAGGACGGCGACGAGGUAGCCAUGGCCAUCGAGGACCGCGGCCAGGUCGUGCGCGCCAACUUUGUCGUGCGCCGCGGCCGCCUUAACGCCCAGGAGGGCCGUUGGGAGUACCAGCUCUGGCACGAGGAUGGCACUGCUUAUGACUCUGGCCAUUGGUUCCGUGAGACAGAGCUGAGCUAA
Messenger RNA from Lasiodiplodia theobromae, 270 nucleotides. RefSeq lists its product as uncharacterized. The transcript has a single exon. The record is from RefSeq and is a predicted model, not a curated record. Lineage: Eukaryota; Fungi; Ascomycota; Dothideomycetes; Botryosphaeriales; Botryosphaeriaceae. The coding region runs from base 1 to 270 and encodes 89 amino acids.